CAUAUCCAUAGAAACAAGAAACUUUGCCAGAUUUCAAUCACAGACACGUCUGGCGUUCGAUUUGGGCGCUUUUUGUGCCGUUUUCUGCAUCUGGGAAGUAAGAUUUCUUUCCACACGUGCAGAAACUGCAUAGUUGGUGAAACAUGGCAGACCUGGACGAUGGAAGGCAGGUCCGACCAACGGAAACUAUCAACAUCACCGUCCUCAGGUCUCGUCACCUGAAAGGAUCAAAGGGAGAUGUCCUGACGUCCCAUGUGAAGGCAGAGUUUGGCACCACGUCUCUGGGAGAGUCGGCCAAAAUAGAGUCCUCGGGAGACACAGCUGCUGAGUAUAACUUCAACUGUAAUGUCCAGUGUGACUUUGACGGUCCCGAGGGACUGGACAGUAUUGCACACAAACCUGUGCUCUUGACUGUAAUAGAGGUUCUGCCAAAAGAAAAGAAGCAGAAAGAGGAAAAGACUGUGGUGUUGGGACAAUGUACAGUGGACCUGCUGCCAUUGUUGAGAGGUGAGAUUCGACACAAGGCUACCCUAGCGCUGCACCCUGUUGUUGGUUCUCCACUGGAAAAUUUACCAACUGAUUUGCCUAAGCCGGAGCUGGAUGUCCUGGUGACCGUACAGAGCCCUCUCCUGUACGAGGAGAACCUGGCCGACACCAACCUGCUGCGAGUGACGGUGGAGUCAGGGUUCUCCCUCCCCGACUCCUGGACACCCACACCAGCCGCUCAGUUCAACUACACAGUCACCCUGCCGCUGCCGGUAACAGCAGAGAAAGAAGUACCGGUGGUUUUUGCCAAUGGCCUUCUGAAGCCAGGCCAGGAGAAAGAACCACCCCAGAAGAAAUGGAUGACUGUUCCUAAUGCACAGAGUGGAGCUAGUUUCAUCCCAGACAGUUUCCUGACAGCCUCCUCUUAUGAUGAAGAGGAUGGUGACUUCCGUACCAAGGAGGACCGACCCUUUCGUGUGGAGGCGGAGUCAGAGAAACCCAAGGUUGUGUGGAAUGUGGAGAGGAGGUGUUACCUGGAGCAAGGGGCUGUCACCAGCUUUCAGAACAAGAUAGCCAUGUCGCGUGUGUGGCCAGUGGAGAUCAUGAGGACUCCAAUCCCACAGGCAUCCAAGGGCAAGGGCAAGAAACAUCUAACCCCAGCUCCUUCUGCUAUGCGACACUUGACCACCUCACCUACACCCUCUAGCGGCUCGGACAGAGAUGAUGACGUCCAGGUCAGCUUCCAUGGCGUGGCAUAUGUGGAUAUGGCUCCACUGUUGUACCCGGGAGUCAAGAAGAUCCGAGGUGCUUACAAGAUCAUGGCAUUCAACGAACAUGAAGUGUUUGAAAAGACCAAGAGAACAGGUGGGGUUGCGCAGGAGGCUGCCCGUAUUGCCAGUGGUCUCAGUCGUAGCACGGCCACACCGGCCAAGGCGUCUAAGGACAGCAAGGAAGGAAAACCUAAGGAGGGCAAGAAGCCGUCCACUAUGAAGGCAGCAGACGGUAGCUCCUCAGACAUGGCUGACCAGCAGGCACCCCCGAAUCUGGAAGGACAGCAAUAUGUUGAAGCUCGGUCCUAUCUGAUUCUGGAGUUCGUGCUGGACAAGCCAUUGGUGCCCAAGAGGCCGCCUGAGGAGCUAGCCAAGAAAGUUGCUGAGUACAUUCCACCCAGGCCGCUAUUCCCUCGCAGAACAAAUGGUGCACAGAGGGCAGUGGAAGACUUCCACACACAGGUGGCUGGAGUGGCAAACUUACUGCUGGAUGAGUUCAGGGAGUUGUUUGGUGAGGAGUUUAUCCCAGGACAGGAGACUCCAGAUCCUAGAAAGAUGGAGGAAAGGAGGAAGAAGUUGAUCUAUGAGCUCAACACGUCAGGAAAGUACUUUGCUUUCAAGGAACAACUGAAGCAUGCUGUGGUGAAGAUUGUGAGAGAGAAGUAUCUGAAGACAACUGCUUUUGCCAGCAAGGAGGAAUUGCAGGCCUUCUUGAGUGAGCUGUAUGUCUACCUGGUGGAUCAGAUGCAUGUUGGCCUCAGCAAGGUGGUGUCCCUUGAAGACCAGGCCCCAGUGCCUGAACCCCUGACUGACUCUGCCCAGCUCAGACACUUCGCACGUGAAGCGGAGGUCAAUGAGAAUUUCCAACUCGCAGAAAGAUACUACCAGGAGCGGCUGGCCAGGAACAGGAGUGACCCUGACCACUGGUUUGACUACGGCUGUUUCUGUCUGCUGACUGGGAACCAUGCCAAGGCUGAGGAGUGCUUCAAGGAGACAGUGUCCAUCGACCAACAGCACCUCCCAGGUCUGCUGCUGUACGGUAUCGUGUCAGCCAUGGAAGAGAGGCACGAGAUGGCGGAGACCUUUUUUGAGAAUGCCACCUGUGUGGAGCCUGACAACGUGGUGGCAUGGACACUGCUGGGUCUGUUCUAUGACGGUCUGGGGAAUGACAUCCGAGCGGAGAUGGCUUUUUCUGAAGCCAACAAGCUGAACGUGCAGGCAGCCAUCCACAAGAGGGAUGAGGAGAAAGCCGCCGUGAGGAGGGCACAUGAGGAGGAGGGGAGGGCCAGUGUGUCUGAUGCUGGGGAGAGAGAAGAAGGAACACCACGGGAAUCUGGAGAGGACGCGCUGUCCGUUCCCAAGGUGAUGGAGACAGCUGCCACGCCCACGGGGGACGGUGCAGGUGCAGCAGCAGCUGCUGCAGCUGCAGCUGCAUCUGUACCACCUGGAUCAGUCAAGUCCAGCAGCUCCGUGGCAGGCAGUGCCAAGAAGGGAUCUGUCAUCAACCAGGAUAAGCACGGGUCCCAGCCUGCAGAGUCUGUGGCGUCUCGGCGGGAGGGGGAGGGUGAGGGCAGCCGACACUCCACCCCUGAGGUGGCGCGUGAGCCGACCCCCGUCCCCUCCACCAGUGUCUACAUGCAGGCUGUGGAGUUCCUGCUGGAGGUCAAGGCCACUAAGUCCAAGUUUGGGGAUACCAAACGUUCAUUUGCUGAGCGAGCCCUCGCACAUGAGCUGCUAGCCAAAGGCGGUGGCCCCAGUGCUGAGUACAACGUGGCCCUGGCCAGGCUGCACAUGCAGAAGAAGGAGUAUGCUGAUGCAGAGGCUUGCUUGAAGGAAGCUACAUCCAUGGAUUUCCAGAACCCAGAUGCCUGGGCCAUGACUGGCCACCUGAACUACAUGCGAGGCGACAUGGCGGAAGCGAAGGACUGCUACGACAGGACGCUAUCCUUCGUCAGGGACGCCCAGGACACACACGCCAUCUACCUCCGCCUGGCCUCCAUCUGUCUGCAGGACGCUGAGUUUGAGAAAGCCAAGAACACCUUCCUGUUGGCCUGUAAGCACUCCCCGUCCUGUGUGUCCUGGCUGGGAGUGGGCAUUGCCUGCUACAGGCUGGGUGAGUUGUCCGAGGCAGAAGAUGCCCUGUCUGAGGCUAACAUCCUGAACAAUGCUGACCCUGAGGUCUGGGGUUACCUAUCGCUGGUCUGCCUACAGACUGGCAGACAGUUGGAGGCUGAACAAGCCUACAAGUAUGCCAUCAAGGUUGGUUUGCACGACGAGGGUCUGAUGAAUGAAAUUCACGACAUGCAGCAGACUGUGGGAUUCGGUGAUCCGUCCUUCUAAACACUGCCUCAACCUUCUCCAUACACAAUGUACAACUCAUCAACAACACAGAUGACACUGUUUUGACUUCUUAGAUAAGCUUUAUUCAGGUCUUCUUGUUGCUGUUGUCAAAAGAUGAGAUUACCAAUUUGAAAGCCUUCAGUUGUAGGCUUUACAGUUUGAAGACUUGCAGCACUUUGUAAUUAGAAGAUUAGUCAUUUUGGAGUGCUCUCUGUUAUAUCUGCAGUUUCUACAUGGUUCUUUGUAAGCAUUUGAAAUUAU
Messenger RNA from Branchiostoma belcheri (Belcher's lancelet), 3857 nucleotides. Its product is annotated as cilia- and flagella-associated protein 70-like. Gene Ontology annotation, biological process: cilium assembly; cilium movement. The transcript has 36 exons. NCBI's taxonomy places the organism in Eukaryota, Metazoa, Chordata, Leptocardii, Amphioxiformes, Branchiostomatidae. Gene Ontology annotation, molecular function: protein binding. Bases 144 to 3596 code for a protein of 1150 amino acids. The record is from RefSeq and is a predicted model, not a curated record. Gene Ontology annotation, cellular component: extracellular exosome; motile cilium.